Molecule: messenger RNA, 357 nt
Organism: Nezara viridula (southern green stink bug)
Lineage: Eukaryota; Metazoa; Arthropoda; Insecta; Hemiptera; Pentatomidae
Source: the annotation of a GenBank genome assembly
AUGGAUGCACAAGAGUCAAGAGAGAGUAUGAGAUCAGAAGCGAUCACUACCUCCUGGCUAAAAGAAGAAGAAAUGGCUCAACACUUCCAAGAAGAAAUCAAUAAGAUGGCAAGAGAGUCUAACAACCCAUGGGAUAGUGAUGACGUAGAGCAGAGCUGGUUAUCAUUUAAGAAAAUUAUUCUCGAUGCUGCUAGACUGGUAUGCGGAGAGAAAAGGGCAGGAUCUAGGUUUAAAAGAAGUCCGAUUAUGUCAAGAAGACGGUCCAGGAAAAGAAGAAAGCAUGGAGGGACUUCUUUAGCCAGAGAACACCUGCAGCCCAUGAAAAGUACAAGGAAAGAAGGAACGAGGCCAAGAUAA